Vanderwaltozyma polyspora DSM 70294 is the source of this 1293-nucleotide messenger RNA. RefSeq names its product H3 histone acetyltransferase RTT109 (gene RTT109). Gene Ontology annotation, molecular function: histone H3K56 acetyltransferase activity. NCBI's taxonomy places the organism in Eukaryota, Fungi, Ascomycota, Saccharomycetes, Saccharomycetales, Saccharomycetaceae. The record is from RefSeq and is a predicted model, not a curated record. Gene Ontology annotation, cellular component: nucleus. Bases 1 to 1293 code for a protein of 430 amino acids. Gene Ontology annotation, biological process: DNA damage response. The transcript has a single exon.
AUGGGAAUAAACUCAUAUUUAAAAGAUGCAUUACCAGAAAAUGAAAAUUUCGAGUUAUUACAUAUUCUAAGUGUACCAAAAGAGACACAUCCAAUUGUUACCCAGAAUAUAUCUACAAGAAGGGAUUCUAAAAAUGUAACUAUUAAAACCCAACAUUUCUUUUCAUUAUUUUACCAUUCAAAGGUGAUAUUUGGGUUGGAAGUUUACGUUUAUAUUACUUUGUAUAACUCCACUAUAGACUCCCAUCCAAAAUUGGAUGCAGAACGUUUAAUAUUUAUUUCCAAAGCUGAUACCAGUGGUUACUCUGAUAUAAGAGUUAACGUCAAAGAUAUAACAAAUUCAAUUUUGUCCUAUUUAUUAUCUAUUGAUCCUAAUUUUUAUUUGAAAAAUGUAAAACCAAUACAAAGGAAACGAGAUAUAUAUACCAAACAAUUGAUACUUGGGUCAACAUCUACAAGAAAAGGACUGAAAAUAUUAUCAAAUAGAAGGAGAAAGGGGUUUAGAUUAGAUAAUGAAAAAAUUAACAAAAAUUUAUUUUCACACUUUACUUGUAAUCAGAAUAUUAUUACAAAAAUAACAUUAUUUACAAGACCUUCAGAGCAAUAUUUAUUUUCAAAGUCAUCAGAAUCAGGAAAUAAACAUAUUUUAGCUGGUAGCACUUUACUAAAAUGGUGGAUAUCUUUGAUUGAUAAAAACAUCCUUCACAAUUUUAAACAAGAUACAAAGGCGGCUAUGCAAAUUCCUGGAGAAAGUUCCUUAGAGAUUAAAAGAUACUUCAAGAGUUUAUUAUAUCCAAACUGGCAAGUAGGAGACAUAUUUGGUGGAACAGAUACUUCAUUAGCCGUUUAUAAAAUUCCUUUAUUCCCUGACGACCCAAAAUCAAGAUUCAUACGUCAGCUGGUUGAAGAGGGAAGAAUCCUAUCUGUCAAACUAUCAACAUUUUGGACUGAAUUACAAGAAAGGCAAGAAUUUCGUUUAAGUGAAACUGUGUCAGUAAUAGGUAUCGAAGGUUAUCUCUCAAAGUUACCGAUUUAUAUCCCUGGUACAGAUGAUAUAAUUAUAAGUGGAUCAAAAAAUAAAUUUAAUCGCAUCAAAUCAUACAUAACAGGAGAAGAGUAUGAUACCGAAGAAGGUGCUACUGAAUCAUAUUACAAUGUUAAAACAUAUUUAAAGGAACGGAUUGGAACAAAUCUGAUAUUGAUUAGUGGGUCUAAGAAGAAUUCAUUGAGUACAAGAACUGAGCAGUCAAAACCAAAAGUGACAAUACUGCAGGUUAGAAAAAAAACAAAAUAA